ACAAACCCAUGUGGACACAUGCCGAUAUGCCAAAGGAACGAUAUGCCUAUAUAAAUGGUACCGUCCACUUUGAAUGCGAAGCUGUGGCCGAACCACCAGGCAAUUUCACCUGGUAUCGCAACAAAAAACAAAUCACCAACGACAAACACUAUCACAUCGAGCACGAUAAUUACAUUUCCAUAUUGCAUAUCCAUGCCCUGGACGAUGGCGUGUUCGCCACAUACAAGUGCAAGGUUAAAAAUCACUUGGGCUCCAUUGAACGCUCAAUCACGCUGAAACGUGGCGAAAAGCCACCAACACCACUUCCCCUGCAAUUGCGUGGCCUCAAUUCCCAUACAUUCGAUAUUGAGUUGUCGACCCCAAAGAACGUCACCACCAAGCCGAUGAUGGGCGUAAAUCGCAUUGAAUACAUAACGGAAUUGCAAUUCAAGAAGGAUGCCGGUCAGUGGUCCAAUGCCAAGCAUAAAGAUUUUGCUUACGCCAGUGGUGCCACAUUCCUGCUUAACAAUCUGGAGGAGAACACCACUUAUCUGGUACGUGCCGCUUCGCGUAACGUUGCUGGCUUCAGUGACUGGACUCGUGUGGAGAAGUUACGCACCAAAUACAAUCAGACCAGCGGUUCAUCGUCCAACGUUUGCUCGUCGUUUACCCACAUCUUGUGUUUCGUGUUGGUGGCCUUAAUGUUAAGCUCGGAUCUAACAUUUGCCAAUCCCAUUACAGCUUUUCUGCGGGGAGCUCGUCAAAUCACAAUACCUUUGGGUAGUCAUGGGAUAGUGGGUGAUGGGACUGAUGGUGGUCGUUUGUGA
Musca vetustissima is the source of this 806-nucleotide messenger RNA. Its product is annotated as neural cell adhesion molecule 2-like. Lineage: Eukaryota; Metazoa; Arthropoda; Insecta; Diptera; Muscidae. The annotation marks the transcript as partial. Gene Ontology annotation, cellular component: neuron projection. Gene Ontology annotation, molecular function: protein binding. The transcript has 2 exons. The record is from RefSeq and is a predicted model, not a curated record.